AUGAAUAGAGCAAAUUUUGGAUUAAUUAAAUUAGUCACUUAUAUACCAAAUGUUGGUGAACAAAGUAAAAGGUUAGGUGCAUUAUUAGAAAAUAGUAUUAUAGAUUUAUGUUCAGCUGAUAAAAGCAUACCAAAUGAUAUGCGUUCAUUUUUAUCUUUAAAUUCAACUGAUAAAUGGUCAAAAGUUAUAAAUGUAAUUAAUAAUAUUAAUAAUAGAAGAAUACCAAUUGAAAAUUGUAAAAUUAAAGCACCAAUUGAACCAGGUAAGAUUAUUUGUAUUGGUUUAAAUUAUAAAGAGCAUGCAAAUGAAGCAAAGAUGGCAAUUCCGAAAGAACCAAUUGUAUUCUCAAAGUUUGACAAUGCAAUUUGUGGUCCAAACGACUCAAUCAUUAAACCAGUCGAAAGUGAUGAAGUAGACUAUGAGGUUGAAUUAGUGGUGGUGAUUGGUAAACAAGCAAAGAACGUAUCAGAAUCUGAUGCAUUACAAUAUGUUGCAGGCUAUACCGUUGGUAAUGAUGUAUCCGCUAGAGAUUGGCAACUACGUAAGAAUAACUCACAAUGGUUACUUGGUAAGACUUUUGAUACAUUCGCCCCAAUUGGUCCAUCAAUAGUUAUCAAUCCUGAAGUCGCUGCAUUAUCUGAUGAUACUUAUUUCGACCCGAAUAAUCUCUCAAUCAAAUGUACUCUCAAUGGUCAAGUAGUUCAAAAUUCUACAACCAAAGAAUUCAUUUUCAAUAUUCAAACUGUAGUUUCUUAUCUUUCAAAAUUAUUCACUUUAAAUCCUGGUGAUAUCAUUUUCACUGGUACCCCUUCAGGUGUUGGUUUCAUUAGAAAACCUAAUCCAAUCUUUUUAAAGAGUGGUGAUGUUAUCAAAUGUGAAAUUGAAGAAUUAGGUUCUUUAGUUAAUAAUGUAAAAUAA
This is a messenger RNA of Dictyostelium discoideum AX4, 918 nucleotides long. RefSeq names its product Fumarylacetoacetate hydrolase domain-containing protein (gene fahd2). Gene Ontology annotation, molecular function: catalytic activity; oxaloacetate tautomerase activity. Bases 1 to 918 code for a protein of 305 amino acids. Gene Ontology annotation, biological process: oxaloacetate metabolic process. The transcript is spliced from 2 exons. The record is from RefSeq and is a predicted model, not a curated record. Lineage: Eukaryota; Evosea; Eumycetozoa; Dictyosteliales; Dictyosteliaceae.